Molecule: messenger RNA, 1752 nt
Organism: Micromonas pusilla CCMP1545
Lineage: Eukaryota; Viridiplantae; Chlorophyta; Mamiellophyceae; Mamiellales; Mamiellaceae
Exons: 5
Coding region: 1-1752 (583 amino acids)
Biological process (GO): negative regulation of transcription by RNA polymerase II
Cellular component (GO): chromatin; histone deacetylase complex
Molecular function (GO): transcription corepressor activity
Source: RefSeq, a predicted model, not a curated record
AUGGCGACCCCGCCGAGUGGGUCAGCGGUCCGAUCUCCCAGCGAGAGACGGCUCGUUAGUAUUUUUAACCGUGUUCGGGAAUCUGUUUGCCGCAAUCCGCGCGCGCUCGGAAGCACUCGACGACGCGCUCCGCACGCGCGCGCACGAGUUGACGCGUUCGAUCCGCGUUCGAUUCCGAACGCUCGCGCGCGAGACGUUUCCGACCGCGUCAGCGGCGCGAGACGCGAACGCCGGGGAGUUUUUCUCCUGCGACUUUCUCCUCAUCCAUCGCGGUCGCAGCUCCCGUUAGGAGGAGAAAGAAAAGCGACUGCCGCGCGGCCGGCCGGAAUGGCGCCGCCCGCGGUCGGCGCGCCGGAGCCGCCCCAGGAUGCGCUCACGUACGUUCGAGCCGUGAAGGCGAGGUUCGCCGCGAGCAACCCUCAGGUGUACGAGGCGUUCCUCGAGGUGAUGAGGGACUUCAAGAACGCGCGAUCCGACACCCCCGAGGUCGUGAAACGGGUGAAAGUGCUCCUAGGCGGACACCCUGACCUGCUCGACGGCUUCAACUGCUUCUUGCCCGAGCCGUACAAAUUCAGUGCCUCCAAGGACGCAGCCGCGGAGGAACAGGGCGACGGGACGCAACCGACCAUAGGCGGCGGGUACAACCUCCUGAAGCGGAUCCGCAAGGUGUACAGCCACGACGAGCGACCCUACCACGCCUUCCUGGCUAUCCUCAUCCGCUUCAGGAACACGGAGUUCACGACCGAGCAGGUGAUCAAGAACGUCUCGACGCUGUUCUACGACCAGCCCGAGCUCCUGCACGGGACGGACGGCCUCGAGUUCUUCGUCCCCAAGAAUUGCGCCCCCCCCAAACCGUCCGUAUGGUUCGAGUGGACGCCGGGGGCGCACGCGAGGUACGGCCGCGUGUCGUUCCGCGUCGCCGUGCGGAUGUUACUCCUGUGCGAGAAGCGCAGCCGGUCGCAGCCGCCGGACUUGACGCGACGGAAGGUGCGAUGCCUUGGCGACAGCGACGACGGCAGCAGCAGCGAGUACUCGUCCUCGGAGAGCGAGAGCGAGUACGAGGAUGAAAACGGCAACAUGGUGAAGAAGGAGAAGGAACCUGGGACGGUGGACGAGGACAAGAUGCCGCCGAUAUGGGACCAAGUCACGGAGAGAGUGCUGGGAGAGUUCGAAAAGAUGACGCUGAAGAUCGAGCCGAUGACGGACGACCAGUGCUGGGAAGACGCGACCGCGCAGAAGGAGGAGAACGAGAGAGUCGCGGACGCGCUCGGGCGGGGGAAACGCGCCAAGCCGGACCCGACGGAGUCGCCGCCGGAGUCGCCGCCGCCGCCGGGCGGCGGGCAGCAGCGAUCGAGGAAGUCGAAGCGGAUCAUCGCGAAAGUCAACCGCGGGGGGCAGAUGCAGUCGUACAAGCACCUGAUCAGCGGGAGGCAUCUGUACAUGGGGACGAAGGAGGAGCGCGCGGAGAAGAGCGCGAAGAAGGGCCGCGGGAGGAAGAGUCUGAUCGGCGGGAUGACCGGCUCCGUCGCGGCGAUGAGCACGCUCAAACCGGACGCGCCGUUGAUCGAGGGCGCGAAGGUGACGCUCGUGAGGGAUCCGAAGGAGAUGUCGCUGAUCCAGAGGCCGGGGUUGCAUCAGCUCCCGGAGAAUUGCAUGGAGCGGAUAAUCUUUUUCCUCGCGCAGGCGGAGGGCAAAGAGGAGCUGCACGCGCAACGCGAGGCGCUCAUGAAGUCGCUCGGGAAGUCGAAGUGA